AGUGCCAAAUGGUGUCGAACUGGAAUUCAAGAUUUAUGAUUGUUUACAGAUCACUAUUAUGAUUAUGAGGCCUACUUCAGACGUAUGGAAUUAUUUCAAUAUGACCUUGUCCCAAAAUGGAAAGAGACAAGCCACGUGUAAAUAUUGCAACACUAAAUAUGAGUUCCCCAAUGCAACAAGAAUGAGGAAGCAUCUGUUAACGCUUUGCACCAAAAUCGCAGCAGAUGUGAAGGAAGAAAUUCCUGGACAUUCAAGAGACUUAACAACUCGGAGUAUUCCAACUGUUUUCAUCCAAGAGGACAAGGACAAGGACGAUCCGAUGCCAAUAGCAAGUACAUCUUCAUCCGGAGACGAACAUGCUUUAGCUUCAAGAUACAGGCAGUCAUCACAGGCAUCAAGUAGCUCUCUUCCACUUCCACUACCAAGUACAAAUAAAUUACCUAGUAAGAAAUGCAAAUUGAUGACGGGAUAUGCUGACUUUAUCACUGCUAAAGAGCAGGAGAAAAUGGAUGAAGCUAUUGCACGAGCUGUGUAUGCCACAGCUACCCCACUGUCUAUAUUUGAAAAUCUACAUUGGCAAGCAGCAUUCAAAUUGAUUCGUCCUGCGUAUAAACCUCCCUCAAGAUUUUUAUUAUCUAAUAUGUUGCUUGAGGCCGAACAUGAAAGAGUGCAAGUUUCAAUUAACGAAAAUAUAAACAAUGCCAAGUGUCUAUGUUUGUUAAGUGAUGGCUGGACAAACUGUCGAGGCGAAGGUGUAAUUAACUUUAUAAUUACAACACCUAAGCCAGUGUUUUACAAAGCUAUAGAAUCCAAUACUAAUAGACAAACAUCAGAUUUUAUUUUUGAGGAAUUUUCACAGGUAGCUGAUGAUGUAGGUCCGGGAAAAUUUAUGGCACUCAUUACUGACAAUGCUGCCAAUAUGAAAAGUGUAUGGAAAAAGUUUACUGAAAAGUAUCCACAUAUAACAGCAUUUGGUUGUGCUCCUCAUUCAAUCAACCUCUUCGCUAAAGAUAUCUUAAAACUUGAUUCCAUUAAAGUUAUAGUUAAUAAUACAAAACUGGUGAUAAAAAAUAUUAAAAAUAGUCAUGUUCCACUUGCUGUUUUUAAGUCUAAGCAAAAAGAUAAAUAUGACAUAAAAUCUAUUGCCCUCAAGCUACCAUGUAAAACUCGCUGGAAUGCUAUUCAUAUUAUGAUAGAUAGUAUGUUAUGUAACAAAGCUGCUCUUCUUGAAACAAUGAUUGAUCCUAAAGUGACAUUACUUAACUCAGUGAGAAACAUACUCGUUGAUAAUGAUAAUUAUUGGGCCCAAUUGAAGUUGAUUGAAGAAUUGCUAAAACCAAUUGCAGUUGCAAUUGCUGUUUUGGAAAGUGAUUCUGCUGUUAUUGCUGAUGUACCGCAAGCUCUUGCUAUUAUGAGGAGUAAUAUUUUUAAUGUAUUGGAGAAAUGGCCGCUUUCCAACUUUCAUGAAAUUGAAAAAAUUAAACAAUUACUCAUAAAAAGAAUAAUAUUCUGCUGCAAGUCUAUUCAUAUGGCUGCCAAUCUUAUGCACCCCUUGUAUCGAGGUAAAGUGUUGUCUGAAAGUAACAAAAUAAGUGCAAUCGAGUUCAUUACUCAGCAGUGCCAACACCUCAAUCUAGAUACAAGUCUAGUGUUGUCCAAUCUGGCAGAGUUCAGGACUGAUAGCGGGAUAUGGUCCAAAAAAGAUGUGUGGAAUGCUGCUGUGCACACCACACCUGCAGUUUGGUGGCGUGGCCUUUGCAAAGAUCAGCCGCUCAUGCUUUUGGCGUCAAAACUGCAUGAAAUACCAGCAUCAUCAGCUGCCUGUGAAAGAGUGUGGUCAGUAUAUGAGAGUGUCCACACAAAACGUAGGAAUAGGCUGACUUGUGAUAGAGUAAAUAAACUGACAAAAAUAAGAUGGAACCUAAAUCUCUUCUCAGUCUCUGCAGCAUGUAAACCUGUUAAGAUGUCCCCGUCCCCGUCCCCUCUAGAGAUGAGUCAAUUUGAGAAUUGUAUACUGAUGGUCGAUGUCGAUGCAGAAAACAAUAAUUACAGCAAAGACAUAGAUUAUGAAGUCGAAAAAGAUGAAAGUGAUAGUCAGGAGGAAACUUAUAGCAGUGAUUGUGAUUCCAUUGAAUAA
Molecule: messenger RNA, 2137 nt
Organism: Vollenhovia emeryi
Lineage: Eukaryota; Metazoa; Arthropoda; Insecta; Hymenoptera; Formicidae
Exons: 1
Molecular function (GO): protein dimerization activity; DNA binding
Source: RefSeq, a predicted model, not a curated record